Molecule: messenger RNA, 1816 nt
Organism: Spodoptera frugiperda (fall armyworm)
Lineage: Eukaryota; Metazoa; Arthropoda; Insecta; Lepidoptera; Noctuidae
Exons: 1
Coding region: 417-1622 (401 amino acids)
Biological process (GO): DNA integration
Molecular function (GO): nucleic acid binding
Source: RefSeq, a predicted model, not a curated record
UGACAAUAAUACUGACUUGGAAAACAUUAGACCAGAUUUUACGACUGGAUCGGUUUGAGUGGCCAACUCAAAUCAAAUGUUCAGAGACGUUACCGGAGACUCGACCUAAUCUAUCGUUAAAUGCUGUAAUAUUAGAAUCUAAAGGUGAGGCAUUAAUUGAAUUUAACCGGUUUUCCAAUUAUUCACGGCUUAUACGCUCUGUAGCUUAUGUGUUGAGAUUUAUUAAGUCAUGUCAGAAGCAGUAUCCUAAAACUAAUUAUUUGACACAGGAUGAGUUGGAAGAUGCACUCACUGUUGUCAUUCGUAGGUGUCAGUACGAAUCAUUUCCCGAGUAUGAACUACUUUUAAAUAAAAAGAGCUUACCUCAGAAGAGCGUCCUUUUAAAAUUUAAUGUUUAUUUAGAUGACAAAAAUAUAAUGCGAGUAGGAGGACGUCUCGAUAAUUCAGAUUUUUUAUAUAAUAAAAAACAUCCUUGUUUAUUACAGUCCACUCAUCAAUUUACUAAAUUAUUAUUUUAUUUUGAGCAUAAAAGGCUUAUGCACGCUGGCCCACAAUUAUUAUUAGCAUCGAUUAGGGAAUCUUAUUGGCCGAUAGGGGGCCGCAACUUGGCGAAGGCUUGUUAUCAUAAGUGCGUUCUGUGUCGGCGCAUGAAGGGUAAGGUGGUCGCACCUAUUAUGGGUAACUUACCGCAAGAACGGCUUCGUCCAGGUUAUCCCUUCGAGAGUACGGGCGUUGAUUAUGCCGGCCCUAUCUUGUGUGCCAGUCGUCAAGGCCGUGGAUGCAGGCUGGUAAAGGUGUACAUUGCCAUUUUUAUAUGUUUCACUACUAAAGCCAUUCAUUUGGAACUUGUUGGCGACUUAACUAGUAAAAGUUACUUACUGGCUUUGCAUCGAUUUAUUGCUCGUAGAGGAAAACCCGUUGAUAUCUUUUCCGACAACGGUACCUCAUUUGUCGGUGCAUACAACGAACUAUCUAAGUUUUUAAAAUCGAAUAGUUCGUCAUUGAGUGAGGAUGCAGCGAAAGAUGGAAUCAGAUUCCAUUUUAUACCCGCGUAUACCCCACAUUUCGGAGGACUCUGGGAGGCAGGUGUAAAGUCAACAAAGUACCACCUUAAUCGAGUGUUGGGAAAUUGUAAUUUGACAUUUGAAGAGCUUUACACCGCAUUAACUAAAAUUGAAGCCGUCCUGAAUUCUCGUCCACUGACGCCGCUAUCUUCCGAUCCUGCCGAUUACAGUCCGCUCACGCCAGGACAUUUUCUUGUUGGGCGACCUCUCACUUCCUUAAAGCAACCUGACUUCAGCGAUUACUCUGCCAACCGCCUAUCUCGCUUUCAACGCAUUGAGCAGCUGCGUCAGCAUUUCUGGCAUAGAUGGAGCAAAGAGUACAUUGCAGAAUUACAGCUGCGGGCCAAGUGGCGUUCCUCGAAGGAUGCAUUACGGGUGAACACAUUGGUCGUGAUAAAGGAAGAUAACCUUCCUCCUUUGAAGUGGAGCUUGGGACGGAUUGUGGCUGUCUACCCAGGGAAGGAUGGCAUCGCUCGAGUAGCUGACAUAAAGACCUCCACCGGAGUUGUUCGACGCGCAUUUAACAGGAUCUGCCCGCUGCCGGUGUCUUCGGAUUAAUUUGGUUGAAACCGUUGCUUUCAACGCCCGGGGGCAUGUUGAAGCGCCUAGCCGUUGCUUCAUAGCAACCUUUCCAACGGCCUAUUUAGGCUCGUAAUUUUAAGGAAGCAUAUUAAUGCACGUUAUGUCGUCACUUGCCUAUCAUCAUUUGCUCUGUUAACACCAAAAUUAUAUCUCUCCGUUGUUUGAGUAUU